UGCCAAGAAAUCAACAGGAUCGUGCCAAGAAAUCAACAGGAUCGUGCCACCAUGAUUCAAGAUUGGGAGCAAGAAGCUAGGACUCUGCAAGAGACAAACACCCUUGGCCAGGAGCACAUUGUGCAGUUCAUCACCGCUUUUCGGCGUUGCGGAGCCCAUUACAUGUAUCUCAUGUUUGAAUGGGCUGAUGGCGGGAACCUUCGGAAUUUCUGGAAAACAUAUCCCCGACCAAUGCCAGCGUCGCCCACGUCAACGCCCGUUCGAGACUCGCUUACACAGAUUUGGAUGCUCGCCCAAGCACUCGAGGCAGCCCAUUAUCCAUCUGGGGAUCGAAGGCGAUUCCGUCACGGAGAUUUGAAACCGGAGAAUAUCCUUUGGUUCAGGGACAACACAGGAGAAGGUGGUGGCAUGGGUAAGUUCAAGAUUGGAGAUUGGGGGCUAGCAAAAGGGCAUGACCUUGAGACGGAACUUCGUAGCAACAGAACAUCAACUCCCUACGGAACACGACACUACGAAUCACCUGAAGAGAAAACUGGAACAGACUUUAUCAUCUGGCUAUUGUAUGGCUCGGAUGGCUUGGACCACUUCAAUCAAAGUAUCGGACAUGACAGCCCGAUGUAUCAAACAACCACCAUGGUUGAGGGGAAGGUCGCCAGGGUACACGACGUGGUGGUGCGGUGGCUGGAUUACAUGUCAGGCCUUCCAGCAUGCGAACCAGGAAGCACAGCCAUUGGAUCUCUUCUGGAGGUUGUCAAGAACAAUCUUCUAGCUGUCAAGCUACCCAAAGGCCUGGGCUCUAUGACAGGUUCUCCUCGACGCCGCUCACUCAGCAACAUGGCACCCAGAACCUCGGACGUCGAUGUCAUGCCCGCUUCGAGCUCCACGGCAUCCUUAGAGGCCAACAUGGCCCCGGGUUCGAUCCCCGCAAUCAAAAUUUCGGAACAUGUGGACGAGAAAUUAACCGAAGAUCUGGAGAACAUCGGGAUUUCUGCUGGGCAAGGGCGGGCUCGCGCAAAUGACCUUGUUUUGCUGAUGGAUCACAUCAUGCUGGAAGAAGACACCUCAGACAGUUAUUGGUCCAUUCAAGAUUUUGCUGAUUUAAGGUUACCUCAGCAUCUCUCAGGUCACAGGCGGAACGAACACCAAGCGAGUAUAAUGGUUGUCAGCACGCGGCACAACGAUGAAGGCACCAAGACUUCAGUGCCAGGCUCUACCGCGAAGCAAACGGUCUUUUUCCCACGUCCUGCCAAUAUCACCCAGAGUUAUCUAUUGGCUCCAGAACGUGUCGACUAUGGCAGUCCACAAUUCGAUGAAUUUUGGAAGCGCAGUGUGGAUAACAAGCUCGCCGCCGUCUUGUUUGACAUCUACCGUCGCUACCCGGAUCCAUCGUCACUCAGAGCCGAACCAACCCGCAAACUCUGUGGAACAUGUCAAUGCUCUGAAAGACUACUCCGUGAACCAGUUUUCAGCGAGGAAUACAACCUAGGAACACUCAGAUAUUCCGCCGAGCAAGCGAAGUGUAACCUAUGCGCGUUGCUCUGGGCGGCAUGCCAGCAAACGGCACGGCCUCCGCCAACUACCGCCCGCUUUGAUCGCAAAGGCUCCUACAUACACAUCAACUCCUCCGGCGGACCUGCUCUUUCCAUAUCCGUAACACCCUCUUUCAGUCUCCCAUCAGAAAAUGAAAACAGUGAGAUACAAGUCGGACUUGUGCGGCUACCGCCCCUCAAUAGUGAUGCUCAUUUCGAAGUCAUCCGACAGUGGCUCGCAGACUGCGACGAGAAUCACGGCUGUAUGACAACUGAUUCACAUAAGCCCAUAUCAGCCACUCGAUCACAACUACUUCCCACGCGCGUCAUCGACGUAAGCCCUCCUGGCUCUGCUGAUGUCCGCCCAGUGGAAACAGCCCGAGGAUCGACCGGACGCUGGAUAGCAGUCUCGCACCAAUGGGGCGCCAAACCCUGCACCGUCAAGUCCAACCUUGCCUCUCACCUGAAGGGCAUCCCCCUGUCUUCGCUCCCUGCCACAUUUGCCGACGCGGUAAAAGUGACACGUGCCCUUGGGUGCCAGUACCUCUGGAUUGACUCCAUUUUUGUCGUUCAGAAGGAGGAGGAUGACCCAGGAGACUUCAACAAGGAGAUGAAAAACAUGGAGCAGUAUUACUCUGGGGCAUACUGUGUUCUGGGCCUCAGCGCGGGCGAGGGACACGGGGCUGGGUUUCUAGCGGAGAGAAAGAGAAGGGAAGUGGUGACGUUUGAAGGUGGAGGUGGAGGCCAGUUUCACAUUGCGGAAGCAAUAGAUGAUUUUGGGAAGCAUGUUCUUCAAGGGCCGCUCAGGAGUCGGGGGUGGGUGUCGCAGGAACACGCUUUGGCGAGGAGAACGGUGUUCUUUACGGAGGCUCAGACGUAUUGGGAAUGCGGAGAAGGUUUCCGUACCUCCUUAAUGAAUGUUGACCAAGGCGAAAAGAUCCUACACUGCCAAGACCUUUUCAAGGUCUACUCACGUCUAGGGCUGACCAACAGCUUUGACCGCCCAGCAGCCAUCGACAGCCUCCAGUCUCGAAUCUUACGAGCCCUCAAGGCCAAGGGCAGGUUCGGUAUCUUUGACGAGGGCAAGUCUUUGGGUCUUUUGCGGCGUAGUCUACUGUGGCAGCGGGAUGAUGGUUCCGAUGAUGGCAUCAGCACCAACACAGAAAAGUUGAUACCCAUCAUCUUUCCCCCAGACACGGCCAUCUCUGCGGUGCCGUCGUGGUCGUGGAUGAAGUACGAGGGCGGGAUCAAGUAUGUGAAUGUCGUGUUUGAUAGUGUGGAGUGGGAAUGGGUUGAAUCACCCUGGUUUAGGACGAGGCAUCGCCAACAGUCUGAGAGGAGACCAAGGGGCAAUGAUGUCACUCUGGUGACCAAGGUACAAGAUGAUGGUAAUCGGUGUGGAGAGGGAAAUAUCAUCUUGGAUUGUCCUGGACAAUCAAGCCCACAUCUGCCACACAAGUGUGUGGUUUUGGGAAGGCAGAAGCACUUUGACGAGAGGAAUGGGAGAAAGCAGCUUUGUUAUGUUUUGAUACUGCGUGAGACGGGGGGCAGCUUCAUGCACCCAGGACACGGGAAGCUUAAGAUUUAUGAGCGAACUGGUGCUGGGAGUCUACCAGUCACAUGUUUGGAUGGUGGAAGAGUAAUGGUCGCGAUUCAAUAG
Molecule: messenger RNA, 3189 nt
Organism: Podospora anserina S mat+
Lineage: Eukaryota; Fungi; Ascomycota; Sordariomycetes; Sordariales; Podosporaceae
Exons: 3
Biological process (GO): protein phosphorylation
Molecular function (GO): ATP binding; protein kinase activity
Source: RefSeq, a predicted model, not a curated record